This is a messenger RNA of Penicillium cinerascens, 1620 nucleotides long. Its product is annotated as flavin monoamine oxidase family protein. Gene Ontology annotation, molecular function: oxidoreductase activity. Bases 1 to 1620 code for a protein of 539 amino acids. The transcript is spliced from 2 exons. Lineage: Eukaryota; Fungi; Ascomycota; Eurotiomycetes; Eurotiales; Aspergillaceae. The record is from RefSeq and is a predicted model, not a curated record.
AUGUCAACUUGUCAACUCAGAAUGGCUCAAGCUUUCCACGUUGCCUCUUCCGUUCCCUGUAAGGGUCCCAUAAAACCGAGUAAUUGUUGCUCCGACCUGGCUGUGCGCCUCGAAGCCAACACUCUGAUCGAGUCGGCCCCGGACGAGGCAGCAUGCGCAGUGAGGUCGGAGCGCAAGAAGGUGAUUGUGGUGGGAGCGGGAAUCUCGGGUCUCCGAGCCGCCGCCGUGCUGCACAGGUAUGGUUGUGAAGUCGUUGUCUUGGAGGCCCGCGAUCGCAUCGGAGGAAGGAUUUUGACCAGCAGGAAUGGGGAUCAGGUUCGGGAUAUUGGUGCCGCAUGGAUGCACGAAACCUCCCAGAACGGUCUGGUGAAGCUGAUCCCGCAACUCUCGAUUCCCUAUUACUACGACGACGGUAUGCCACUCUACUUCACCAGAGAAGGUCGUGCCGGAUCUCAGUUCAAGGCGAAGAAAGUCGCCGAUGAGUUCGCCGACUACUGCGAGUGGUACUACGAGACCAACCCGGACGCCGAGGACCGUCCGGUCAACGAAUUUGUCAAAGAAUUUGUCCUCCAACAUCAGCUCAUCACCGAUGAUGAGCGGCUCUGGGCGCCGCAGGCCGUCCGCGAAGUAGAAUUGUGGGUCGGUACGAGCACCGAACAGGCCUCGUCCAGACAUCUGUCCUACUUCGUCACUGAGCGCAAUCUCUAUAUGAAGGGAGGGUACGACCGGAUCGUGAACUGGACCGCGGAGCCCCUCCGCAAAGAUCCGAGCAUGAUCCGUCUCAACCACCAGGUCGAGCACGUGGAGUGGAGCGACGAUGGUGACGCCCCUGUACGCAUCCGAUGCAAGGAUAGCCAAGGAAACUCUCAACUCAUUGAAGGUGAUGCGGUGGUGAUGACCCUCCCCCUGGGCGUGUACCACCACAACCUCGUCUCCUUCAACCCGCCCCUGCCGAGUGACAUCCAGGGAGCGAUGUCCAGGUUCAGCUACGGCGCCCUGGGCAAAGUAUUCUUCGAGUUCAGCGACACCUUCUGGUCGAAAGACAACGACCAGUUUAUAUUCUACCCGUCUCCUUCGGACGAGGACUCCCUGUCCGGAUCCUCCGUCCAGUCCAGCACCAGCGUGAGCUCCAUGGGUGAAAAAGACAACAUCCUAAACUACGCGACCGUGACGAUCAACCUUUGGAUCAUGACGGGAGCCAAGGAGCUAUGCGUGCAAAUCGCCGAGCCCUUAACCCAGCGCAUUGAAGCGAUGAGCGACGUGAAGGAGAUCUACCAGUUCUUUGAACCACUGUUCAAACUAUUCCGCACCGAGCCCUACAAGGCUCUGCCGCCUCUGGUCAGUGUUGAAACUACACACUGGACCCAGGACCCCCUCGCGGGCUACGGCUCAUACUCGGCUGAUAAGGUCGGAGACGACCCAGGUCUGUUGAUUGAUGCGCUGGAAGCCCACAAGAGUAGCCGUAUGCAGUUUGCCGGGGAGCACUGCACUCUGGUUGCUAAUGGCUGUGUCCAUGGCGCAUUCCGGACGGGUGAAACCGCCGCCGUCAACCUGCUUGACACAUUUGGCAUUCCCCUUGAUGGGCGUGAUAUCGGUGUGAAUGACAAGUUGAUUAUCUAG